This is a messenger RNA of Girardinichthys multiradiatus, 5925 nucleotides long. It is a transcript of the gene hs6st1a, whose product is annotated as heparan sulfate 6-O-sulfotransferase 1a. The record is from RefSeq and is a predicted model, not a curated record. The transcript has 4 exons. Gene Ontology annotation, cellular component: membrane. Gene Ontology annotation, molecular function: heparan sulfate 6-sulfotransferase activity. Bases 362 to 1660 code for a protein of 432 amino acids. NCBI's taxonomy places the organism in Eukaryota, Metazoa, Chordata, Actinopteri, Cyprinodontiformes, Goodeidae.
GUGGGUUUCGCGCUGCAUCCUGGGUACACAUAGCUCCGCUGUGAUGCAGUGAGGCUGUUGUGUUGACUGGAACCCAGCGGAAAGUACACGGCGGGGAAGGGGUCUGCCACUGAUGGGUGGGCUUUCGGCGAGUUUCACAAUGCGUCUUUCACCGAGUUGAACGCUUUCACAGAACCAUGAACCAACUUCGCCGGUCGGUUCGGAACGGAGUGAGCCGCAUUUGAGCCCCGACGACGAGCGGUUGUUGGCUGAGGAGGUGGGGGAGAGAGCGGACAUGAAGCAGCCGAGCGCCCCGCUCUCUGUUGUCGGCUUGACUGGGAAAUGGUAGCGUGCUGCAGGGACCACCGCACUGGGAAGGAUCAUGGUCGAGAGGAGCAGCAAAUUCUUGUUGAUCGUCGUCGGAUCCGUGUGUUUUAUGCUGAUUCUCUAUCAGUACGUGGCCCCAGGGGUGAUCAAUUUCGGCUCCCCGCACGGUUACUUCGCGGAGGACGACGAGGGGGACAUCUUCCCGACUCCGGACCCCCACUACGUCAAGAAAUACUACUUCCCCGUCCGGGACUUGGUGAGGACCAUCGAUUUCCAAAUCAAAGGGGAGGACGUGAUUGUGUUUUUGCACAUCCAGAAGACAGGGGGGACUACCUUCGGUCGGCACCUGGUCCAGAAUGUCCGCCUGGAGGUUCCCUGCGACUGCAGACCGGGGCAGAAGAAGUGUACCUGCUACCGGCCAAACCGCAAGGAGACCUGGCUCUUCUCGCGGUUCUCUACCGGCUGGAGCUGCGGUUUGCACGCCGACUGGACCGAGCUCACCAACUGCGUGCCGGGGGUCCUCAACAAGAAGGAGAGCAAGCAGAAGAACCAGAGGAAGUUCUACUACAUAACUCUGCUGAGGGACCCCGUUUCCCGCUACCUCAGUGAGUGGAGGCACGUACAACGGGGAGCCACGUGGAAAACCUCUCUGCACAUGUGCGACGGCCGAACCCCGACGCCCGAGGAGCUACCUUCCUGUUACGAAGGCUCCGACUGGUCGGGGUGCACUCUGCAGCAGUUCAUGGACUGUCCGUACAACCUGGCCAACAACAGACAGGUUCGUAUGUUAGCCGACCUGAGCCUGGUCGGCUGCUAUAACAUGUCCACGGUUCCAGAGAAGAAGAGGGCCCAGCUCCUGUUGGAGUCGGCCAAGAAGAACCUGCGAGAUAUGGCCUUCUUUGGUCUCACAGAGUACCAGAGGAAAACCCAGUUUCUCUUUGAACGAACCUUCAGGUUGCGCUUCAUCAGGCCUUUCAUGCAGUACAACAGCACCCGGGCCGCAGGGGUGGACCUGGACAACGCUACGGUCCAGCAUAUAGAGGAGCUGAACGAGCUGGACAUGGAGCUCUACGACUACGCCAGGGACCUGUUCCAGCAGCGCUACCAGUACACCCGGCAGCAGGAGCGGCGGCAGCAGCGCAUCAGGAACCACAUGCAGCAGAGCCACCAGGGCCUCGGCCUGAGCGUCAGCCUGUGGCCCUCCCACGGCCAGGCUAGCUCACAAUCGACACUGGAGGAAGAGGACGGGGAGAGGGUGGAGAGGGAGGACGGCCAGGAAGGGGGCAGAACGGAGGAGGCGGGCGCCAGGCUCCCCACUGAGGACUACAUGAACCAGAUCAUCAACCGCUGGUAGCAACAGAACGAGAACAAACGACAGACACGCAUAAGUAAUAUGAAAGUCAUACUCAUGCACACAGUCACACACACACAGACGUGGCGUCGCCUUGUUCAAAGACCCAAACCAAACGCAGACCACCAGAGAUCUGGGCUGUGAGAGUUGUAGUCUUGGGGGGUUGCUAUAGCAACCGAAGGCUGGUAGCUUCCAUCAGCUCUCAUUAUUGAGGUUUGCCCACUUGUUAUCGGCGCCUGCUUGGCCUUUCGCCUCCCUGCUACAUCUCCUCGUUUCUUUGUCUCUGCCAUCAUCAUUACUUCCUGAGCAACGGGAGAGGAGAACAUUUUUAGAAGUUGCUGACAACGUCCUAGGUUUGCCUCCCGCAUCCCUCACCUCUUCUGCAGCCUGACAGCGGGGAGGGGAGCACGAAAAAAGGAAAACCAGGUCUGUGAAAUCUUGAGUAAUUCUUUACCGGAUGCUCCCAUAUCAGAGAAACUGGAAAGGCUCUGAACAAAGAACAAAAGUACGACAGCGUAAGAGACUGCAUCAGGGAAAAGAAAAAAACUGCAGGAAGUUGUGUGAUGAAAGCUCCGCGCUUGCAUAAAACACCCAUUUCAUACACAGGCAUAGGUGUGUCCUGAAACUCGUCAUUCUGAUUUUUAAGAUGGGUUUUAUUUUUGUUUUGGUCUUUAAGCUUUUUUUAAAAGCAGAAUUGUAAUAACACUGAGACCAACAUUGCUGCCUAAAGAAAAUUCCAUAUCUUUCUUUUUUUUGUAUUGUUUUAUAUGUCAGAAAGGAUUAGGUUGAUGAACAUUGGACCAUAGCCAUUACUGAAGCCUUGCUUCUUUUUGGAAGGGUGUCGCCAGUGUGUUUGAUAAAGGUUCCCAAAGCUCCUGUCACUUUAACGACUUCUUUAUUUUGCCUUUUCUCUCCUUGUUUUUUUUUCUUGGUGUGUCUCAGUCCUGCAAAGCAAGACAGCCAAUUACAGAACAGAAUCUCCUAUAGGUGUGAAGAAACCAGUAGCAGCGGGACAGGGGAGGUGAGUGAAUGUGCUCCAGGUUGUUGCCAGGAACCGUGCAGCGCGAGCGGCAAGUGCUUUGGAAGCCUUAACUGGGACAAAAAUGCUUGAAAUGGGAGCUGCAGAACUACCGGUCACCAUGGCGAUGUGAGCUCUUAAUGUAGUGGGUGGCAUUUUAGCUUCUCUUCUUCUUCGUCCUGGAUUUUUUUAUUUCCUGACUGCGUUGUAAAAGCAGCCAUCUCAUGAAAACUUCUGUCCCACCUUCUGAAAGGGCAAACGUUGCCGUGGUGACCUGCAGUUCAUCAGCACAAUGACCGGACUGGGCGAGGUAGCAGUGCCUCUAUGUACCUAGGUCAUAGUCAACAUAAUUAUUGCCAGGUAUUAAGUCUGCAUUGUACUACAGUAAUUUCUUUGACUACUUGUGAGUUUGCGAGAGUGUGUGAGUGAGUGUGUAAAUAGUGUGUACAGGAAGCCAGACUGGUGUUUGCCUUUGUAAAUAGUGAGAAUGACCGACAGAGGAUGUUUGUGAACGACUUGUUUUAUGACCAAUUAUCUUGUCAUUUCUGUUGUUUUUGCUGUCAGAUCACAUUAUUGCAAGCCCUUUUCUUGUCUCCUUUCCAUGUUUUGGUUGUAACCCACGCUUGUAGCUUCACAUUAUUUAUAUUUGUAACAAAUAUUAUGACCAAUCUGCACUUCUAAUCCAGCUUUUGAACCUCAGCACAACCCAUAUUAGUUUCAAUCCUCCAGCCUUCCAUGUGCAGACCUUACUGUGAAAAUAAAAGAAUCUGAUUUCUUGAACUGUUUUCCAGCUGCUUGGUCACAUCUUCAAAGGUACUUCCACGAUCCCACAGGGCCCGGCUUGUUGACCUGUACAGAUAAAUGUUUGCAUGAGGUUAAGCCAGAGCUGUUCCACAGAUUAUUGGGCUGGAUGUUGACAUGCCGCCGGCAGCUGGUUUAACCCCAGGUGCCCGUUUUAUUAAUCUCAGCUGGAAGUAGAUGCUUGAGAUAUCUUCAAAAAAUAUUUGGAGACGCAUCCUAAGUUAUUUACCCCUACAAGGUUUGUGUAGGAAACCCAUUUUGAAUGAAUGUUAGACUAAGGCAUGAAGUAAUGAGAUUACAGUUGAGGUUAUAGCUACAGUGCCUUGCAAAAGUAAACAAACCUCUUGAACCUUUUUACAUUUUGCCAUGGUACAACUACAAACUUUAAUGUAUUUUUUGUAGAUUGUACUGAUAGAGCAACACAAGGUAGUGCAUAAUUAUCAAGAGAAAGGAAAGUGAUCCAUAAAAAUUCUGAAAGGUUUGACACUCAUUUGUGCUUUGGCUGCCCGAGUCAGAACCACCUUUUGCUGCAGUUACUGCUGCAGUUUUUCUGCAUUCUGUCUCAACCAGCUCUGCAUAUCAACAUAUUUUUGCUCUCCUUCUUUGCAAAAUCGUUUUCCUCAGCACGGUGUUUUGCAGUAAGGCCAAAAAUGCAAAUUCUGGUCUCAUCUGAUCAGAGCAGCAUCUUCAGUCUGAAAGAGAGGACCUCCUAUGACAUUCUUUCAACAAUGUAUUUCUCUUGCCACUCUCCCAUAAGGCCAUAUUUGUAGAGUGCACAAGUAAUAAUUGUCCUAUCAACAGAAUCCUCCACCUGAGGUGUAGAUAUCUGUAGCUCCCCCAACUUGCCAAGGUCUUCCUUGCUGAAACUCAUCAUCCCCACAGCAUGAUGCUGCCACCACCAUAUUAUAGCGUGGCGAUAACUUUUGGAUCGUGAUGUUAGGUCUUUUUCAUCCCACAUAGUAUUUUACAUGUAUCCCAAAAAGGUUAACCUCUGACCUCUGAGGCCUUCGCAGAACAGCUGUAGUUACACUGAGAUGGAUGGACAACUGGUUGCACUUCAUUUAGGGUUGUUACACUAAAGGGGGCUGAGUACAAAUGCACUUUUCAGAUUUUCUUUUUUUUUUUUUAAGAAAUAUUUAAUUUUGCUCCCACUUAAUAUUUGUGCACUACUUUGAGUUCUACCUCAUACAAUCCCAAUAAAGAAUAUUUAUUUACAUUUACAGGUUUGUGUUUGCAAUGUGACAAAAUGUAAAUCUAUAAGGGGUGUAAAAACCUUUGCAAGUCACUGUUUAUUUAUAGUAAUCUCUUGCCGUUUGUCUAUAUUUUGCUACUGAGACCUGCUUAUGAAAAAUAAGGUAAAACAAAGUCACAUGGGUUUAUAGUGAAAUAAAUGUACUCUGAUUUAUUUGAGGGUUGUCUGUAUUAAUGUGUUUCAGACAAAUCAACAAAUACUUUGUGUUAUAGGUUGACUAUUAUGGUGAAAUGUGAGAGAAAACCUGUGAGAAAACUGAGGGGAUUAUUGAAAUGCGCUGGGAAAAAAAAUGAGCCUCUGUGCGUGUUGUAAUUCAAACUACAUGUAGAUGAUGGAUGCAGGUGUCCUGCUUCCUUCAUCUCUGGAAAACAUGAUGCUGGCUGUUUUCUUUUUAAGCCUGGACAGUUAAGUCUCAGCUAAUCACUGCAGAAUCCUGUCUUCGUGGUGUGAUCAGCCCGGUUUUAAAUAAGUAAUGAUUCAUCAUGGGAAGGAGAGAAGAACAAAGUAUUAGGACUCAUCCAUUGCCAGUGUGUUUCUUUUUGCACAGUUUUUAAAGUAAUGCAAUAGGGACAGAGAAACGAAUAUGGAAGGAGAGAAACCUCCCUUUUCAUAUCAGCUUUCCCGUCAUUUUUUUCCAACUGGAGACUUGAAAACGCCACAGCUUCAGGCAUACAGGGCAUAACGUGUAAAUCAAAGCCGGGCUUGCAUUGGUGUUUGGGCUCCAGUCCAAUAUGGAGCUCUACAUUUGUUGUAGCGCAAAAGGCAAAACCCAUUCUCCACAUAUGGAGGUUUAUUUUUGUUUUAAGCGUUCCAGUUUUGAAUGAUAAUCAGGCUUGAAUCAAAUACUGUUUGUCUGAGCGGUGUGUGUAUGUGUGUGUGUGUGUGUGUGUGUGUGUGUGUGAGAAAGAAAUAAAGCUUUUUACUGAUAUCAUUCCAGAGAAAAGGUAUGCUCAAAUAUAUUAUUUCAUUGUUAUCCCAUGUCUUAAUAUUGUUUCCUUUGUGACAAUAAAGCAAAGCGUCAUUGUUCUUUUAAAGACGUGUUAAAGAAGGUGUGAAAAGGAUUGGUUUUUGUUGUUUUUUUUCUAAUUGGUGAGCGGUCUGUCUCUGCCUCCUUAUGUAUGCAUCUUUCUGGAUUUGUUUUCUUAUGAUUGCAAAACUGAAUCAUCAAACCACCAAUUAAAAUAUUUCAUUUUUACA